AUGCACGGGAAGCAGAUGUCAUCCCUGCUGAGUCUCGGCAUCGUGUACGACUUCCCCAGCUUAAACGCCGGCAGAAUCUCGGCUGAGGACCCUGUGUCCAGGAAAGACAGCAAGACGGGCAUCCCGAGACAUGAGGAAGCUGCCAGGGAACUCCCCUGGGGAACUGCGGGCCCAGAGCUCUGCUUUCAGGUACCCCUGAACCCCCUGGGAAUCUGGUUCAAACGCAGGUUCCCAUCCAGCAGGUCUGGGUGGGGCCCGAGUCUGCACUUCCAGCUCCCAGAGGAUGCUGACGCGGCAUCCCACUUGGCCUGGCGAAGGCCAGGACUACAGCGCUGGCAGGCUCUGCGCUCGCUCCUACCUCCCCAGACAAGCCUGAUUCCAGCUCAUCAUCCCCAGGAGAACAUCCCUUACACGGACUUCCAGGGGGCUCCGGCCACCGCUUACCUCCCCAGACCUGGAGCUAGUCCACGCCUUGCAAGUUUCAUCAGAGGCCCUCGGGGAAUCCAGACCCUUCUAGAAAAAUCACAGAUCCCCAUGUCUGUACCCCCGGCCUUUCCAUCCGUCCCGCCCAGGGCACCCCGGCGGGGACCUCCUCCGAAAGCCCUCAUUCUGAAGGUGAAGUCCACCCAGUGGGCACCCCUGCUCCCCGUGGCCCCGAGGUUGCCGGGCACCCGCGAAGCGGGGGCAGGGGAGGGGUUCUCACCCGGAACAGAAAACAAGAGUGAAUUCUGGAAUCUUGUGUACAUCGUGCUAACGCCGCAUGUGGCCCCGAUCAAGCCGGGCGCAAGAGCCUGGGCAGCUGAGGGCUUCACGGAAACAAAGAUCCAGUCAGAGAAAACCAAACAGCAGCAAGUCAGAGACUGGCCGCCGGGCCCGCCGCCCCCCCAGCUCGGAAGCCGCCCGGAGAUGCUUCCUGGAGACCGACCUGGAGAGGGAGCCUCCAGCAGGACGGACGCGGUGCGGGAGCUGACACCUGGGGACGGCUUCCUGGAAAGGCUGGGGCACGGACAAGGGGGAGGAUGCCACACACACCGCCCCGCGCCGCCCCCCCAUGUCAAGGCACGCCAGUUCUGCAACUCCUAG
Messenger RNA from Rangifer tarandus platyrhynchus (Svalbard reindeer), 1083 nucleotides. The record is from the annotation of a GenBank genome assembly. NCBI's taxonomy places the organism in Eukaryota, Metazoa, Chordata, Mammalia, Artiodactyla, Cervidae.